GGCGGAGCUUGCGGGAAGCACGCAUGCGCCCGGAGGCAAGUGGCGGCACCAGUCUGAGCGUAGGGCAAGACGGUGGCCGAGAGGGUUCGUGGAGGCGGACGGUGGCCGAGAAGGUCCGGCAUGGAGCAUCUGGAGCGCUGCGCGUGGUUUCUCCGCGGGACUCUGGUGAGGGCGGCGGUGCGGCGCUACCUGCCCUGGGCGCUGGUGGCCGCCAUGCUGGCGGGCUCUAUCCUCAAGGAGCUGUCACCGCUGCCCGAGUGCUACCUCAGCAACAAGCGCAACGUCCUCAACGUGUACUUUGUUAAACUGGCCUGGGCCUGGACAGUCUGUCUCCUUCUGCCUUUCAUUGCCCUCACCAACUACCACCUGACGGGCAAGGCCGGCCUGGUCCUGCGGCGGUUGAGCACCCUGCUGGUGGGCACGGCCAUCUGGUAUGUCUGCACAGCCCUCUUCUCCAACAUUGAGCACUACACGGGCAGCUGCUACCAGUCCCCAGCCCUGGAGGGCAUCAGACAGGAGCAUCGGAGCAAGCAGCAAUGCCACCGGGAAGGGGGCUUCUGGCACGGCUUUGACAUCUCAGGCCACUCCUUCCUGCUGACCUUCUGUGCACUCAUGAUCGUGGAGGAGAUGGCCGUGUUGGAUGAGGUGAAGACGGAUCGCGGCCACCACCUCCACACUGCCAUCACCACUCUGGUUGUCGCCCUGGGCUUUCUGACCUUCAUCUGGGUCUGGAUGUUUUUGUGCACGGCCGUUUAUUUCCAUGACUUGAUGCAGAAGGUAUUCGGCACCUUUUUUGGUUUGCUGGGCUGGUAUGGGACAUACGGGUACUGGUACCUGAAGUCCUUCUCCCCAGGGCUUCCUCCCCAGAGCUCCAGUUUGACUUUGAAGCAAGAUACUUACAAGAAAUAAAGAGAAACACGUGGGGACAUGGGGACAGCGGCUGAGAGAUUUCCCACCUACUGUGCCCAGUGACUGGCUGAACUAUGGCUCCCACUUUGGAGAGGAUGCUUACCAGGCACUUUUGUAGUGGGUGGAGUCUGGGGAACAUGCUCAGUCCUCAGACUUUGCUGGUGAUGCCACCCGUGUUGCCAGCAACACCAUUCCUGUCAGAUACUUCUCAUCUAUGGCAAAAUGUGACCUUAAUCUGUUCCAGAGGGAGAGCUAAGACUCAGCAGAGGGACAGUAGACAGCCUCAUGGUAUGGUCAAGAUGAAACCAGAGCUAUAGGACUCUCUGCUGUGGUCUCCCUGGCUCUGGUUCUCUUGAUAGGUUAGUGACCACAUUAAUGCUGUCCUUUUAACAGUGUUUCCCAAUGACUGAUCCUAAGAUGAGCAUUUAUCUCUGGCAGGUUCUUAAACAUCCCGAUGCCUAAAACACACUCUUUGGAAUAUUGACAGUUGUACCUGGCUAUGACCAGCUCCCAACAGGAGGCCACACCCUGCAGUGCCUGGAUGAUUUUUAUGUAGUGAGCAAUGAUAAGAUUUUUCUGUCUACACUGUCUAUUGUUAUGUGUAGGGUUUUGGAGAAGUUACAAAGAACCCCAUUUCCCUCUCUUCUCCCCUGAGUGAGUGCUGUGUAGUUUUUUAUUGUCACCAUGACAUUUGUUCUUUGUUGACAAAGCUCCAGGACUGCUCUUUGGCAUGUAAAAAUUGUUUUGAGGGUUUUGUUUUUAUUUUUUAGAACACUAACUUUUUAUAAACCAAACUCCUGACUUAUUGCAUUAAAUUCCACCUCGUAGAAUUGUUUGCUCUAUAAGAAUAAAGCUGGAUCCCGGGAGCAUGGUGCUGCAUGUCUUUAACCCCAGCACUGAGAAGGAAGAGGCAGAUGGAGCUCUGUGAGUGUGGGGCCAGCCUGGUCUAUAUGUUGAGCUCCAGGUCAGCCAGGGCUGCAGAGUGAGAUCCUGUCUCAAAGAAAUAAGACAAAACAAACAAACAAAAAGCAAGAAUAAAACUGGAAAGCCGACAUUUCAUUACUUAAUGAAUUUUGAGCUGAGAGAGCAAUUCUGUGAAGUGCUUGUUGGUACUCAGACUGUCCUGCCCCUCUGCUGGUCUGGUGGUAGACACAGAAUAGGGUUCAGGGUCAUAGGAUCAGAGGACAAGUACCACAGACAAGGAACUUUUACCUUUGGAGAAGAUUAUGAUAAUUCAGAAGUGAAAUGAGUGUCUCCCUUUGAUGCAAGAAACCAGCCGUAUUACAUACGGCCGCCCUGCAAAGUUGUCUGUAUUACAGAGUGGCAUGACUUUGACUCCGCCUCCUUUUCCUUGCCCCAUCAACAGAACAACCCUAAAAGGGGAGGGGCAUUCAAUCGCCAUGACAUUCUCUUUGCACCACUUCCCAGCUUCCAGCCGUGUCAUUAUGUAGCCUUCGCUGAGACUGGCUAGGGCUAGAAGUCUUGUCACCCAUGUCCCACAUGGCAAGCUUCCAGUCUCUGAUAAGAGGGCCUCUUCCUCUCCCAGGUGAUCUCUUAAGCCUGACACACUGAGCCUCAGUCUUUUGGGUGAUCACCCUUGUAGCUGCUUUGACGCCACUUCCCCAGCAGAGCUGGGGAAUGACUGCCUGGUAAGCUUUGGCCUGCCUGUGCUGACUCUAGCUCAGGUUGUUAGAUGCUUAGUAGGUUAAAAGUAAUUCCUUUCUUUCUUUUAAUUUAUUUUUUUAUUUAAUUAAAAAAUUAUUUUUUUGAGUCAGGGUCUCACUGUGCAGCCCUGGCUGUCCUGGAACUCAUUGUGUGGAUCAGGCUGUUCCUAGACUCACAGAGAUCUGCCUGCCUCUGCCUCCUUAGUGCUGAUAUUGAAGAUGUGCUAAUGUUAAAGCUACCGCAUCUGGCUACUAAGUAAUUUUUGUAAUAUAAGGACAUAUUUAAAGUGUGUAUUUCAUAACCUGUUGAGCUACAGGUCAACUUAACCAUUGACAAUGUAAGAUGUGAGAUGUUGUUACCAAAGGGGAAGAAUGAGGGGUCGCUGUGGGGCUUUGAUGAGUUGACAAUGGACUGAAAGAUGUUUCCACCCUUCUCCUCAGGAUAGGAAUGGGCCUGGGGGAGAUGGCAGACCUGGUCACCAGAUAGUCUGUCAGGCUUCACGUCACAACAGAAGGAAACAGCCAUGGGGUGCAGCCAUUGUCACAUUAAGGCCCCAGGCAUUUUUCUCAUGGGGUCUGACCAGGUUUUACUUUAAACUGACUACAUGUGGGAACUCUUAGUUGCUCAGUGUUCUCUACAUAUUAGAUGGAUUAGCUUACAUGUGCUCAUUCUUGGCAAUCCCCGCCUUUCCUCUCUCAGUCCCCAGGGUUUUGUGCAUACUGGGUAAAUCAUCUAUGCCUGGGCUAUAUAUACCCCAAGUUCUUCAGAACCCUUGCCUUCUCAGGAGUAUGCCUUCCCUCCUGUGUGAGGAAGCAUGGCAUGAGUGGGUGUUUAGGCUUGCGCAACCAUGAGAUAUAGGUUUGAAUGUUGGCAUCACUCUCAACCUACCUGACCAGAGUGCAAGCCUUGCUGUUUCUGUCUGUAAAGUGGGGGCAAUUCUUUUAGCACUAAAGAAAGUAAUAUGUCAGGUGCUGAGCAUGUGUGCUAACCAGGCUAUUAUCUCCAAGUCAUUCUCUUGACAGCAUUUAGAAUGGUCCAGCUCUUCUAGAGAAAGCAGAGAAGUUAACAUUUUGGGGGGAGCACUCAGGGCUUGGGUCUCACAUUGAAAUAGUCUCAUGUCAUCUUUUAGCGUGUUUGUUAUCCCUAGGUGUAAAACAUGAGACUUUGGGGUGUCUGACCAAAGUCGGGCCAUGCUGUCUUGCUUCCCUGUGUGGAGGUUUGCUCACUCACUUCCAUGUGCGUCUGUCAUUGUCUGGGUACCAGACUGUAUUUAGAGAAUGGCUCAUGCCACUGUUAUGUAUACACAGAGUCUAUGUGUAAACAAGCAAAUUAAAGUACAUUGGAGAUAAUGGAAUCCCA
Messenger RNA from Mesocricetus auratus (golden hamster), 3933 nucleotides. It is a transcript of the gene Fitm2, whose product is annotated as fat storage inducing transmembrane protein 2. The coding region runs from base 121 to 909 and encodes 262 amino acids. Gene Ontology annotation, biological process: phospholipid biosynthetic process; lipid storage; lipid droplet organization. Gene Ontology annotation, cellular component: endoplasmic reticulum membrane. Lineage: Eukaryota; Metazoa; Chordata; Mammalia; Rodentia; Cricetidae. The record is from RefSeq and is a predicted model, not a curated record. The transcript is spliced from 2 exons.